AUGUCGACGACGGACGCGGCAAAUGCCAAGACGAAUGGCGCAACGCGAAACGGGGAGGCAGGGGUGGCAGGGGAGGGAGGCGCGCCGGGCCAGAAGAAACUCAUCCUCAAUGCGUUUGCCAUGAACACUCCUGGCCACCUCUCGCCUGGACUCUGGCGACAUUCCCGGAACCAGACGUACAACUACAAGAAGCUGUCGUUCUGGACGGAUCUCGCCCGCAUUCUUGACGACGCUGGAUUUCAUGCCUUGUUCCUGGCCGAUGUCCUCGGCGCGUACGACGUCUACAAAGGUCCGGCCAACACCGGCCCUGCGCUGGGAUCAGGCGCUCAAUUUCCCGUCAACGACCCGCUGUACUUGGUGCCAGCCAUGGCCGCCGUGACGAAGAAUCUCGCCUUCGGCAUCACGGCCAGCACGACCUACGAGCCGCCAUACUCUCUGGCACGCAGAUUUUCGACGGUGGAUCAUUUGAGCAACGGACGCGUGGCAUGGAACAUCGUGACCUCCUAUCUCGAUAGCGCGGCCCGUAAUUUCGGCCUGGACCAACAAGUCGAACAUGACGCCCGAUACGCUAUAGCAGAGGAAUACAUGGAAGUGCUGUACAAACUGUGGGAAGGCAGUUGGCGCGAAGACGCCGUGGUUGCCGACUUCGACACGGGCGUGUACGCGGUCGGGGAGCGCGUCCGAGACAUCAACCAUCAGGGCACCCAUUUCCGCGUCCCCGGCCCUCACAUCUGCGAGCCGUCUCCGCAACGCACACCCUUCCUCUUCCAAGCAGGGACCUCGAAGAGCGGGCGCGCAUUCGGCGCGAAGCACGCCGAGGUGAUCUUCGCAGGGGCACAACUGGCAGAGAAGCUCAAACCCUCGGUGGCGGCGAUUCGGCAGCUCGCACGUGAGGCCGGUCGAGACCCCUACCACGUCAAAGUCAUCGCGUCCAUGUGCGUGAUAAUCGCAGAGACGGACGAGGCUGCGCGGCAGAAACAGGACGAGUUCAUGUCGUACGGAAACCGCGAAGGCGCUCUCGCGCUCUUUGGCGGCUGGACAGGCGUGGAUCUCUCGAUCUACUCAGACGAGGAAGACUUCCGGUUCGUCAAGGUGCCCAUGAUUCAGUCGAUCGUCAACGGCUGGGCUGACACGGUGCCUGGGAGCGAGAACCUCAAGUGGAACAAGAAUCGGAUUGCCGAGUACUUGAUCCUAGGGGGGAUGAAUGCCAAGAUUGUAGGCUCGCCGACUACUGUUGCUGACGAGCUCGAGCGAUGGGUUGAGAUCGCCGACGUGGACGGCUUCAAUCUGUCUCAUGUGGUUAACCCUGGAUCCUUCGAAGAUAUCAUUGAAUUCCUGCUUCCCGAGCUGCGCAAGCGGGGGAUCUUCCGGGAGGGAGUCGAGAAGCAGGGUCUUACUGCGCGGGAGCAGUUCUUUGGCACAGCCUCGCUGUUGCAUGACCACCCGGGAAGUAAGUUCAAGUGGAACAAAGACGAGUUGGUACCUCGAUAUCAGCAGGCACAGUAG
Messenger RNA from Cladophialophora yegresii CBS 114405, 1506 nucleotides. RefSeq lists its product as uncharacterized. The record is from RefSeq and is a predicted model, not a curated record. Gene Ontology annotation, molecular function: oxidoreductase activity, acting on paired donors, with incorporation or reduction of molecular oxygen; monooxygenase activity. The transcript is spliced from 3 exons. NCBI's taxonomy places the organism in Eukaryota, Fungi, Ascomycota, Eurotiomycetes, Chaetothyriales, Herpotrichiellaceae. The coding region runs from base 1 to 1506 and encodes 501 amino acids.